This is a messenger RNA of Brassica rapa (field mustard), 8897 nucleotides long. Its product is annotated as probable fatty acyl-CoA reductase 5. Gene Ontology annotation, cellular component: intracellular membrane-bounded organelle. The record is from RefSeq and is a predicted model, not a curated record. Gene Ontology annotation, biological process: suberin biosynthetic process; long-chain fatty-acyl-CoA metabolic process. NCBI's taxonomy places the organism in Eukaryota, Viridiplantae, Streptophyta, Magnoliopsida, Brassicales, Brassicaceae. Gene Ontology annotation, molecular function: alcohol-forming very long-chain fatty acyl-CoA reductase (NADP+) activity.
UAUAACAAUUUUUUGAAACUUCACAUAUGAGCGACACGUCACCAGAGCGACACGUCACCAGACCUCACUAAAGUGACUUCUCUUUUAAUAUAUAGGAGGAUUAGUGGCAUUAUUUUUCCAUUAUAGACAAAAAAAAAAUUGUCAGUCAUUUUCUUUGAUAUAAAACACAGUAAUUCAGUAAACUUCUGAUGUUUAUGCAAGAUAACAUUUUUCAAAAGAUUACAAUAAAUAUUAUUGCAAUCGUACACACACAAAAAAUCAUGCCGGUCUAAAUAAUUGGGUUAGGUAGCAAUAUUCACUUAUUUUCUAUGAGGGAAAGUUCAAGAGAGUAAGAGAACCUCCCCACAGUAAGAAGAAUGAAUGAUACCUAAGCAAAUAGGAAUUAAGACUCCGAACUGAUUGGAAAAAAGACCUUACCAACCGAAAGUGCAUUAGGUGUAAGUUUGGUUUGAUUUAACAAAGUCAGUUAGUUCGAACUUCAAACCGAACCAAACACAUGUGUCCUCUUUUGAGCAGUAUGUUCAGCCUUAAUGUGCGUCCUUAUUUGCAAACAGCUUUUCGGUUUCAGCUUCAAAUCUCUUUUGUUUAAGACAAUGUUAUCGUUACAAAUACUAAAUGUUUUAAUGAAGGCAUAGAGAGUAAGAAGGUCGAGCAAAUCAUAAAUUUUGAAUCUGCUGAUUUUUUUUGCGUCAAAUAAUAAAUUACUAUACCAAAUUAUUUGUUUAUUUUAAAUAAAUUGCAAAAAAAAAAUAAAAAAAUUAUCCUUGGGUUUCCUUUUCUAGUUUAGAAAUUUGGAUUUUCUUCAUUCUAAUGAUUUUUAGUUGUUUUGGUAUUUAGUACAAAACUAGUAAUGGUAUGUUUAGGAAAAGCUUAAAAGUUAUGGUAUUUAAAUAGUUUCCCUUAAAUAUAUAAAACAUUUUCUGUAAAAGAGCAUCUCCAAAAAACUCUCUAUUAUAGAGUCUUGCAAACUUUAUAUUUGAAGUUUCAAGGUGUUUUUUUCAAAAAGAAAAAUUUCAAAUUUAAUUUCAAAAUUGUUUAUAAUUUACACUAUGCUCCUUAUAUUUAUCAUAAUUAAUAUAAAUCCAUAAGAAAUUUAUAGAUAACUAGUACAUAUAUAAAAUAUUAUAGUAAUAUUAAUUAAUAAAAUUAUAUACUAAAAUAUAAAAUUAUAAAUAGAAACAUAAAAUUAAAUAUUAAACUACAAGCAAUAUACCAUAUUAUUACAUAAAAUUAUUUUCCUAAUGCUCCAUUUUCGGUUACACAAAAAUUGUUUGGACAAUAUUUUAGAAGUCUGGAGAAAAUUUACUAGACUAUUAGUAUUGUUGUAAUAUUUAAAUUUGCGUAAUUAUUAUGUCUUCAUGUAUGUUCUUAAAAAAAUUUCUAUUAAGUUUCUUUUGUAAUAUCUUGUUGUCUAAUUCUAUUUUUAAAUAUUAUAAAUCUUAAAUUUUUAUUUUUUUUUAAAUUAUGUGUAAAAUUUAUAAAAAUAAUUUUGAAAUAUUUAAAAUAUACAAAAAAUUUAAAGAUUAAAAUUAUGAAAGAAAAUACUUUAGAAUCAUAAAUGUAAGGUAUAAUUAAUUAUAAGGACCAAGAUGCAAAUAAAAAGAUGAAACUUCAAAUUUAGAGGUUUGAGUAGUGAAACUUCAAAUUUAGAGUUUUGAGUAAUGAAGUUUUGAAGUUUUAAAGUUUUUUUUAAGGCAAAAAACUCUAUAUUUGAAGUUAUAAAGUUUCUUCUGGAGAUCCUCUAGCUACGUAUCAAAUCAAAAUUGUGUGUGCACUUUCGGCUUUCUUUUGAACUAAACUGACACGCUUAAUAUAAAAACAUUCUUGUGUUGUUAAUAUUUCUGGUGUGAUUUUGUAUUAUGCCUUUUUGGAAUUGCAUUUGAGUGGUCCCGUGCUUCAUAGGUUUUAUUGAGAACAAGUCAAAUGAUUUAGAUUUGAUAUAUGAUAUAAGUUUACUUACAUACAAAACGAGGGAAACUAAAUUUUAAAUUAUAUGUAAAAACAAAUACUUUCUCUCUAUUAAACUUUUUUCCAAACUUUUUCUUUAUCGAAAACUUUUCCAACGCUUUUUCAGUUUUUUUCGUUCUUGAAUCUGUCUUUUCUGAUAGCUGUGAGUUCUCCGCCAUGUUCUUUUUUCUUUUCUUAGAUGAAUCUUUCAUUUGUAGCAAGUAGUUGUUUUUUUAUGGAUUAGAUAACAAAUCUGGUGUCUUUGGCGGUUUUUCUUUUUUUUGGUGGUGUUUCAUCGCGGUCACUCUUGCAUGCUUGAAAUUGUUGAGGACUAAGUUCACCUUAUUUCUUCAAGUGUUACGUUGACUUUUUCUCCGCAUGAGUCCACUUAUUAUUAUUUUUUUUUUUUUGAUCAAAAGUCCACUUAUUUUCUGUCUAGUUACUCCAGUGAAGGGUGGAUGCAGUAAGCCGUACAACACCUAUACAACUUGCCUCUUAUAUAUAAUAUUAUCCUAUUGUCCCCACAUUCAACCGGUGAAACCUACUAUAAAAAACAAUUACAUAAAUAAUUAAUUAAUGUAAUAAGUAAAAUAUGUGGGCAUGUUGUAUUCACUCUCACCUUUCAAGAUAAUUAGAUAGUUUUGAGGAAAAUGAAUAUAUCUCAUCUUACAUUUGUAUGUACGACACCACCGUUUUUAAUUGCCGAGAAGUUUUGUGGUAAAGAAGAUAGAUUAGAAAUCAUGUGCUGUUAUGUUAUCAACUCCACCUCCGAUCACUCUGUCACCAUAUAUUCUUCUCCACUACCGUUGCAACCCGCCUUUUCCUCAUAUCCUCUCACCAUCGCCGCACUGAAAUCAACGUACUUCUGAAAUUACGUAAUUGCGAUUGAUGAGAAAUUGGGUGAAGAAGCGACAUUGACAUCAACGAAGACGAGAGAGAUGACAAAGUCGCGGAAGGCGACUAUGAAAUUGCAGAAUCAUGGUUGAUGAAGACGAGGAAGGAGAUACUUAUAUAUUGUGUACAUAUUUUUUUUGAGGUUACUAUACUAUUUAUGAUAAAGUCUACUCUUAUACACAUAUUUCUAUACUAUAUUUAUGAAAUAUAACAGUCUUUUAUGCUCUUUAAAUUCAACAUUUCUCUUAUUGACGCGUUCAUAUUAAUGUACUAUGUUAUUUAUAAUGAUAAUGUUACUAAUGUGAAACAAUUUGUAUUAUGUUUGUUCUAUUCAUGUUAUGUAAUGCAUAUAUUAAUUUAUCACUCUAUUUGACGAUUAAUAAAGAGUGUUAUGUUUUGUUCACCAAUAUUUUUUAUAUUAUGUAUUUUGUUCCAUUCUAUUUGAGUUUAGGGUUUAUAUUUGAGUUUAGGAUUUAGUGAUUAGAAUUUAGAGUUUAGUAUUUGAAAGGUGAGGGUUGAGUUUUGGGUUUAGUGAUAACAAUUUAGGGUUUAGUAUUUAAAAGUUGGGUCCGGGUCAGUCCUUCUAUACUAGUUAUAACGGUGCCAUACUAUGUCGUGUAGGUUGAGAAAAUUGAUUGCAUAUUAUAUAAAUUCUGUUUUGAGUUUAUAGUUCAGUUAUUUGGGUUUAAAUUUAGUAAUUAGAGGGUUUGUCUAGGGUUUAAUAUUUAAGUGGGUGGGUAGGGUUUAAUAUGUAUGUUCCAUACUAUGGUUGAUAAAUUUUGAAUAUAUUGUAAAACAGUUAUAGAUUAUAUUUGGUUUAUAGUUUAUUGAUUUGGGUAUAUAUUUACCAAUUAGGAGUUUGGGUGUAGUAUUUAGCGGUUGUAGGAUGGUUUAAUAUGUAAAAGUAAGAGGCUAGGUUGAGGUCCUGUACUACUUCACCAAUAUGGAAUAGAACACUCGUAACUUUUCAAACCAAGAAUGUGCAUUCAUGGUUGCUUCCAGGAUAACUUAGUAAUUAAGGGUUUGUCUUGGCACGUAGUAUACGUAAGCGGAUGUGCAAGGUUUAAUAUUUGCGGUCCAUACUAUCAAUGAUACAUUAAAAAUAAUAUAGGGAAACAUUUAUAAAUUAUAUUUGAGUUUAUAUUUAUUUUUUUUGUCGAAUAUUUGAGUUUAUAUUUUACUGCUUAGGUUUUAGCUUUAAUAAUUAGGGAUCGGAAUAUUCUAUUUAGCUAAUAUAGGAGGGGUUAAUAUGUAGGGAUUAAAUGUCAGGUUUGUGUCCUAUACUAUUUCCUCAAAAUGGAAUAUAGCACCAGCAAACUUUCAAACCAUGGGAAUGUGCAUUUCUGGUUGUUUGAGAAAUAAUCAAUCUGAUCUCACAUAGCAUAAAAACAUGAUAUUCCUGAUAUAAGAUGAAAACAUCCUUUUAAUUUUCAUUAUCCACCGACUUCAUUUCAGUUUGCACAUUAUUCAAUCAUUUAUAUCUUUAUUUAAGGGAACCACAUUACUAGCCCAAUUUAAAACCGUAACUGUAAAAAACACAAGUUACGUGGAUAUCUUUUAUAUCUCUCAUUCUCAACAGUUUUCUAUUAAAAGUGUUCACACCUUAAAGUGUUGAUGUUCUCUCUUGUUCUUUACCGGUGACUUGCAAUCAAAGAAGAUAUACCGGAUAAAUUGAAGCAUUUAAUUAUGUCAACAUCAAUGUCAUCCACUUAAUUUUCAUUUGAAUUUGGUCAUUUGGCAAAUUCUCUCUUUUUAUUUCUUCGGGUGUAAUUUUUUACCUUUGACAGUUAUUCUACUAGAAAUAAAACUAAACGAUUUAAAAAUAAUAGCCUUUUAUAAAAAAAAACAUUAAUAAAAUGGAGCACUAAAUUUGGUUACACGCCCCGUAAUUUUUCGAAGUUGGAUCACAGCCACGAAAUAUGCAACUGGAGUAUCGAUUUGAUAAAUCAAGUUAUCAAACGGGCCAUCAAUCUUACAUCACCUAGGCGAAGGAAUAAAUAAGAACAUGUUCUUUAGUCCAUACAAACACACACACACACACACACACAUAUAUAUAUAUAUCAUACUUCUAACGUGUAACCUUUUAGUUCUUGUAGUGUUUAUUGUUAGAUAUUGGCCUAUAUUGUUGACCUAAUAAUAUCUACUAUUUGCAGAUCUACCUACAUUCAUUAGAAUAUUACAAUAAAAUAUGCUUUUCGAUUUUAUGCAAGUAAACAAUAAAUACACAUCCCCAGCUUCUAAGAAUGUAGGUGAAAUCUUCAAAACAAAUGUGAGUGAGUGUAUUCCGUGAGGUAAUAUUUAAUACGUUCAUAUUUAUAUGGGAAGAUGACUAUUUCGUACCUGAUAAAUCGAAAUAUAUUUAAUUUUUACAUCAAUUAUAUCAUCAUGCAAAUAUAUGUCUACACUUUUAAAAAACUCAGAUAUUAUACAUUUUGUUUAAUUUUUGACAAAAUCAUACACUACUAGUCGUCAUAUGAAAUAUCAUAUCAUCUAAUUUUGUUGAUCUAGAUGCUACACCAACUAUCUUUGAUGACAAGAAUUCUACAUAUAUAAUAACUUUACUUUUAUUAUAAACAAAAUAAUCAUUUAAUAAUUAGUUUAUAGAAAAUGUAGUUGUUUAAUUAUUUAAUAAAAUUAACCAAAAUUGUUUAAAAAUAAAAAAAAUUCUCAUGUAAGAGAAGUAUUCAUAUACUGUUUCAAUUAUAUUGAUUAUUCUCGUGUAAUCUUGAUUAUGUGUCAAUAAUUGUGUUCCUAAAAAAUUGAAAAUUUAUAAUAUUUUCUAUCAUUUUGUAAAACUUGUUAUUACAAAAUUAUUUGCAUGACUACACAACAAUCUAUAAAAACACAUAUCCAAAAUUAACCUAGAUUAAUAGAAGAAAUAAACGAUAGGACUGAAACAUUGUAAUAAAUAUUUCUCUUAUAUGAGAUAAGUUUAUUAUUUUAAUCAAUUAAUUGAUGUAGUAUCCAUAUCAGUAAAAUUAGAUGAUGUGAUAGAAGAUGUAGUAAUUGGUUUAUGAUUUCACAAAAAAAAAAAAAUAUAUGACAUUUGAACUUUUCGAAGUGUAAAUAUGUAUUUGCGCAAAGAUAUAAUAAUACUUAGAUUGAAUAUAUCGAGAUAUGUUUGGUAUGAAGUGGUUCUUUUCUCUAUUUCUGUAAAUUAAUUAAGUAGAUGUAAAAAAAAUAUAUAUAUAUAUAUAUAUAUCAUUUACAUAUUUAAUUUAAAAUGUUCUUAUAUUUUUGAAGACUUAAGAAAACAACGAACUUUAAACGCUUUUAUUUUUUAAAAGGACUAUAAAAUGUUUUUAGUUCGUAUAAAGUAACUGACUAACGAGUAAAUAAUCUUAAGGUACAAGUAAUUAGUUUCUUAUGUACUAAAACAAAUACACUGUGUUCCUUUUCAAACAAGUUUUUUUGUUAAUUAAUAUUGGAAAUUCUUCCAGAUUCAAAAUCAGCUCUUAUAAAGUUUGAUUUAAGAUAUAGUUAUACUAAAUAAAAUCAAAUUAAGGUACAAAGAAACCAAUAUCUUUACAGUACUAUUAAGGGAAUUAAAUCACCAACGCUUUAGUAGUUAGUUUUCAAACAAGUUAACAAAAACUUUGAUGAACCUUUGUUUCUCACAGUAUACGACAAAAAUGCAACAGUGUUUUUUCUUAAACUUUUAGUGAAAGCUAAACACCAGGCGGCUAUCAAUUUUUUUUGUCUGGAAGCUUCUUCUUAAUUAACCCAUCUAUUUAUCGGUUUUUGAUGUAAGUAUUUAUUUCUAUAAACUAAAACUAAAUCCUUAGAAUUGUUUGAACUAGUAAUGCAUUUUAGAACAAAACGAGACCUCACCCUACACUUCAGCAAAAUUUGGCCAAUUAUCGUAAGUAUAGGGAGUAUAUUGUAUACUAUGUUUUAAUAAGGUUAAAGGACUUUGGACAAUUUGGGGUUUUCUUAUUUCUACAUCUUAAAUAGUUUUUAAAUUUUAGAAAAGCAAUGAUAAGUGGAGGGCAUUAUUGUCUUUCUGAUCGCGUACUGCUAUAAAUAAUAUUGCUCUCCAAAAGAUUUCUGUCACAGACUUAUUUGUCAUUUCUUCUUACUCUCCCAAAUGAUGGAAUUCAACUGUGUUCAAUUUCUCCAAAACAAGACUAUUCUUGUCACCGGCGCUACCGGUUUCCUUGCCAAAGUUUUUGUCGAGAAAAUUCUGAGAGUACAGCCAAAUGUGAAAAAGCUGUACCUUGUGGUGAGGGCAUCCGACAGUGAAGCUGCGAUGAAACGCUUACGAGCAGAGGUGUUUGAGAAAGAUCUUUUCAAGGUGUUGAGAGAGAAUAUUGGCGAAGAGAAUUUGAAUACAUUGUUCUCUGAAAAAGUUGUCCCGGUAGCAGGUGAUAUUUCGACCGAUUGUUUUGGCGUGAAAGACUCUAAUCUCAGAGAACGUAUGCAAAAAGAAAUUGAUAUUGUUGUAAAUGUCGCAGCCACAACAAACUUUGACGAAAGAUAUGACGUUGGGCUUGGAAUCAACACAUUUGGAGCUCUCAAUGUCCUUAACUUCGCCAAAAAAUGUGUUAAAGCACAAUUGCUUCUCCAUGUCUCAACGGCUUAUGUUUGUGGAGAAAAGUCUGGUCUCCUACGUGAAAAGCCAUUCGCAAUGGAAGAGAUUCGUAACGAAGCUGGUCAUCAAUUGGAUAUAAACUUUGAAAUGGAACUGAUGAAGAAAAGAUUAAAAGAGCUCCAUGACCAAGAUUGUUCAGAUGAAGACAUUACUCUCUCCAUGAAGGAACUCGGAAUGGAAAGGGCAAAGCUCCAUGGAUGGCCAAACACAUAUGUUUUCACCAAAUCAAUGGGAGAGAUGCUUAUUGGUAACCAUAGAGAAAGUCUUCCUCUUGUCAUCAUCCGUCCCACGAUGAUCACCAGCACUCUUUCUGAACCAUUUCCUGGUUGGAUCGAAGGGUUAAGAACUGUAGACAGCGUGAUUGUUGCAUACGGAAAGGGAGUGCUCAAGUGUUUUCUUGUCGAUGUGAACUCAGUCUGCGAUAUGAUACCAGUGGAUAUGGUGGCAAACGCGAUGAUCACGGCUACAGCUACACAUGCUGGAGGUUCAGGGGUUCACAUGGUGUACCAUGUUGGUUCAUCACACCAGAACCCAGUGACAUUUGGAGAAAUUCAUGAGAUUUCCGUUCGUUACUUUACUAAAAGCCCUUUGCGUAGUCGCAAUGGCUCGCUCAUUGCCGUCUCAAAAGUGAGGCUUAUAUCAACCAUGGCUUUGUUCAGCCUGUACAUGACCCUACGUUUCAAACUACCUUUACAGUUGUUGAAAUUAAUUGACAUAAUAUAUCCUUGGAGAAGCGGAGAUAAAUACGGAGACAAGAACCGCAAAAUCAAUAUGGUGAUGAGAUUGGUAGAGCUUUACGAGCCUUACGUACUCUUCAAGGGCAUAUUCGACGAUAGGAAUACUAAGAGCUUAUGCGCCAAUCAAAAAGAAGAUGAGACAAAAACUUCAAAGGGAUCGAUGUUUGAGGGUUUUUACCCAAAACAAACUUAGUUGGGGGUUUUAACGUUAAAAUUUCUUAUUAUUUCCUUAUUAUCUAUUAUUUAAAUCCUUAUAGUGGGAUUUGUUCUAUCAAAAAUCAGUUGCAAUCAACUGACGAGAUAUCUUUUUUUCUAAUAGCAUGCAUUUAAUAUUUAAAUAUAUAUAUAUAUAUAUAUAACAAGAUUUGAGUUACCAAAAUUAUGUAUAUAUUAUAACCAGAAUAUCUUUAAAAAUUUAUUAGAAAAUAUUCUAUCUCAUAGCUGAAUUAAAAUUUAUCAUAGGAUAUUCUAUCUCGUAGCUUCUCUUGAAAACUAGGUCAUUUAGAAAUUUAAACUAAUUUGCUAUAUAAAUAUCACACCACCCCCAUUAGUUUCACGCAUCUAUUCUUUUAAGUUUUCACUAGAUUUCCACCCGCACAACCGUGCAGAUAUAUAUUUCACAUUUACAUAUAUAGAUAUUUGUUUUACAUAAUUAUUAUAUAUUUUUAAUGUUACUCACAUAUUUAAAUGUUUGUAUAAUUAUGCCAAAUAUAAUAAUUUUAUAAUUU